AUGAUUCCUCCAUUCGAGACGACAUUCGCGGUCCCGCUAAGCUGCGAAGCGUGUAUCAAGGACGUCUCAUCAUCCCUCUACAAACUUGACGGUACGGCAAUGAAUGUUACCGCCGAUCUACCCUCCCAACUCAUCUCUAUAACGGGCAAUGCCGCCCCUUCGGCCAUUGUUGCCGCAAUUCAAGACACAGGCCGGGAUGCGAUUCUUCGAGGCAGCGGACGAGCCGAAAGCGCUGCAGUGUGCAUUCUUGAGACCCAUUCAAGCAGCGUGAAGGAUCAUGUUCGAGGGUUGAUUCGAAUGGUGCAGGUCAGCAAAGAGAUGACCAUUCUGGAUAUGACACUCAAAGGCGUGCAGCCGGGGAAUUAUCAUGUCAGUGUGCGUGAGACGGGCGAUAUAUCUGAAGGAGCGGCGAGAACGGGUGGUGUGUGGGAUGAAGUGCAGGCGAAGCAGGAAGGGAGGACGGCGGUGAAGGGUGUUUUUGGUACGAUUGAGGUGGGUCCGAGUGGAUUGGGAUCGGUGUUUUUGGAUAAGCCGGUGCAGAUAUGGGAGAUGAUUGGGAGGAGUGUUGUGGUGAGUCGGCAGAAGGAGGGUCCUUUUGAGCGGGAGGAUGAACAUACUUUGGUUGGUGUCAUUGCGAGGAGUGCUGGGGUUUGGGACAAUGAUAAGACGGUUUGUAGCUGUAGUGGUAAGACGGUGUGGGAGGAGCGGAGAGAGCAGGUUGGGAAGGGCAUGCUGUGA
Molecule: messenger RNA, 738 nt
Organism: Ramularia collo-cygni
Lineage: Eukaryota; Fungi; Ascomycota; Dothideomycetes; Mycosphaerellales; Mycosphaerellaceae
Product: probable superoxide dismutase copper chaperone Lys7
Exons: 2
Coding region: 1-738 (245 amino acids)
Biological process (GO): removal of superoxide radicals
Cellular component (GO): cytoplasm
Molecular function (GO): copper ion binding; superoxide dismutase copper chaperone activity
Source: RefSeq, a predicted model, not a curated record